Messenger RNA from Cavenderia fasciculata, 1326 nucleotides. RefSeq names its product UPF0551 family protein. The transcript is spliced from 2 exons. The coding region runs from base 1 to 1326 and encodes 441 amino acids. Gene Ontology annotation, biological process: biosynthetic process. The record is from RefSeq and is a predicted model, not a curated record. NCBI's taxonomy places the organism in Eukaryota, Evosea, Eumycetozoa, Acytosteliales, Cavenderiaceae.
AUGUUCAAAAAUACAAUCAAGUUGACUAGUACAGUUACUUUGAAUUUAUACAAAUCAAAUGCUUGUUUGGUCAAUAUGAAACAAGUUGUAGGAUCGACCAUGGCAACUGUACCAUCAACAUCAUCGUCGUCAUCAUAUUCAUUGAGAAGUUACUUUUCAUCAAGUCAAUCACUUCAACAUGGUCAUAGUCAUGGUGGUGUUCCAUGUGAUGGUAAUCAUGGUGAACCUAAACAACAACCACAACCAAAACAACAACCAAAACAACACGGUCAUAGUCAUGGUGGCGUUGAAUGUGAUGGUAAUCAUGGUGUACCAAAGCCACAACCAAAACAACAACCAAAGCAACAUGGUCAUAGUCACGGUGGUGUUGAAUGUGAUGGUAAUCAUGGUCAAAACAAUACAGCUGCUGCUUCAGCUGCUCCAUCAUCUUCACAACAACAAGAACAACAAUCAAAUUCAAAAUCAAUUUCAAUUAAAGAUUUGGCAUCAAAACAAGAUGUUAGAUAUGUUACCGAUAGAUUAAACAAGACUGAUUAUGAAUCAUUUAUUUGUUCGAUUCUACUUUCAGAAGAAGGUCCAAAGAUGACUUCAUUGGCUACACGUACAUUCAAUGUUGAAACUGCCACUGAUCCAAGUCCAGAAAAACGUCAAAUGUCAAAGAAUAAAUUAGCCUUUUGGAAAGAUGCUAUCAAUAGUAUUUAUAAUGGAAGAGUAUAUGAUCAACCAUUAAUUAGAGUAUUGGCACAACAAAUUAAAGAAAGAGGAUUAUCAAAGACAUGGUUUAUUAAAUUAUUGAAUAGACGUGACAAGGAUCUUGAUGCUGUACAACCAAAGGAUUUAGAGGAAUUGGAAGCUUAUUCUGACGACAUUAAUACAUCAUUGCUCAUGUUGACAUUGGAAUCGAUGGGAGUCAAGGGAAACUCUGACGUUGAACAUGCUGCCAGUCAUCUUGGAAAGGCUAUGGGUUUGGUUACAUUGAUUCGUGGUACUCCAUACCAUAUCCGUACACGCAAGUUGUACAUUCCAACAUCUAUCACCAACAAGUAUGGUAUCGUUGCCGAACUUUUGUUCCAGGGAUCCGAUGCCCAACAAGACAAGAUGAAGGAAGCUAUCUUUGAGAUGGCCAGUCGUGCCAAAGCACAUCUCGACAAGGCUCGUACCUUUGACGUGCCAUCCAACGUUCGCCAAGCUUUCCUCCAAUCGGAAAUCUGUGAAAACUAUCUCGAAAACCUUAGACAAGUAGACUUUGAUAUUUAUCAAAGACCUGAUACCAGUAAAGUAAUCUAUCUUAAAUUAUUAAAAAACAAAUUGUUUAAAAAGUUUUAA